GGGGGACAAAGAAACUGAAACACUCGGAAGUGCAAGAGGAAUCCAUCAGAGAACAAAAACUCAAACAUUGUGUAGGAUGAUUUUAUUAUUUCUGUAAGAGCCCAUUAGUUCGUUAGAUGCUGCAAGACCUGCUGUGUAUUUCUGGCACUUUCUGUUUUGAUUUCGGAUUUCCAGCAUCAGCAAUAUUUUGCUUUUGUACCAGUAUUGGUAGACUGUGUAGACCAACUGGUCUAUCGCUGGCUGUCAUCUUUGUGUUUUGAGUGCCCCACUGAAACAAUGGACACUGGGUUUAUCCGCUUUCAAAAACAAUGGUGAGAAAUGUUUCGAAAAGGAAAGAAACGCCAUAGCAGUAGCAGUUCUCAAGGCAGUGAAAUCAGCACAAAAAGCAAAUCAGUAGAUUCCAGUUUGGGUGGUCUUUCUAGAUCUAGUACAGUGGCUAGUCUUGAUACAGACUCCACAAGGAGUUCAGGACAGAGUAACAGUAACUUUGACACAUGCACUGAAUUCCGAGUGAAGUAUUUAGGUGCUAUUGAAAACUUAAAAGCCAGUUUAUUUGAAUGUCUUCAAGGACCACAAGAUUUGAUUAAUUAUAUAGAUUUGGCACAGCAAUAUGGAAAACUACCUUUUACACCAUCAGAAGAGGAGAGUAUUUUAUAUGUCUCCAAAUAUGGUAUCAAAGUUGCAUCCUCUGAUCAAUUUGACAUUUUGCACAGACAUCCAUUAUAUUUGAUAGUGCGAAUGAUCUGUUAUGAUGAUGGCUUGGGAAUGGGAAAAAGCCUCCUUGCUAUAAAAACCACCGAUGCAAACCAGAAUGAGUAUAGUAUCUGCGUGUAUCAGUGUAAUAGCCUGGAACAAGCUCAAACAAUCUGCAAAGUUCUGUCCACUGCUUUUGAUUCAGCACUUUCCUCAGAGAAAUCCUGACGUGACUGUUGUCUAAACAUUUGUCAACUCAUGAUGUAGUUUCUUCGGUUAUUUACCUUAUGUGUGACUGCUUUCAACUACAGUUGCUGCCUUAGGUCUGUGAACUAAUAUAAAGUGUUAGAAAUUCUGAGAUUUGAAGUUUUCAAUAUUUUCAGCAAAAUGAGAAACAUUGGUCUGUUUGUUAGUAUUGUGCAAGUCCCCAGUUUCAUAGCUGUCUGCCAAUGGGUUACUAUUUUAAGUCCAGAACAAUUGCAGUGUCAAUUACCCUCAUAGGUCCUUGAAACAGACUUAAGUUUACUGCAGGCUUAAAGGAAAUAAAAGUUUCAGAAAAUGCAAAUAAUCACUGAAAUGUAAUAAACUUGUAGCAAACAUGAAGCCUUGCUUUGUACAGUAACAUGUCUGUAAAUAUCAGAUCAAUAAUGAAUAACUUUGAUAAUCUUAUGCUACAUUGUAUAAUGCUCAAUUUUUGUAUAUACUUCAGCACUAACAGUAGCUGCUUAAAUAAGCAAGCCUUGAUGCCUUUUUAAGCCAAAUAUGUUUUAUAAACAUUGAAUAGGUCAAUACUGGUUUUUAAAGUAAAUGGCAUUGCAUUUCUUGCCCUUUCAAGUAAGUAUGCAUGAACCAGCAUCCUUUUAUUUAUACACAACUUUGUUGUACAAUUUAUAUUACCAAACUGAAUUUACGUUGUUACAAAUAAAAGAAAUACAGCAAGUAA
Carcharodon carcharias (great white shark) is the source of this 1636-nucleotide messenger RNA. It is a transcript of the gene itgb1bp1, whose product is annotated as integrin beta 1 binding protein 1. Gene Ontology annotation, biological process: negative regulation of substrate adhesion-dependent cell spreading; negative regulation of focal adhesion assembly. Gene Ontology annotation, molecular function: integrin binding. The transcript has 8 exons. Bases 319 to 921 code for a protein of 200 amino acids. Lineage: Eukaryota; Metazoa; Chordata; Chondrichthyes; Lamniformes; Lamnidae. The record is from RefSeq and is a predicted model, not a curated record. Gene Ontology annotation, cellular component: cell periphery; cytoskeleton; ruffle.